This is a messenger RNA of Laetiporus sulphureus 93-53, 2321 nucleotides long. RefSeq lists its product as uncharacterized. Bases 322 to 2028 code for a protein of 568 amino acids. Lineage: Eukaryota; Fungi; Basidiomycota; Agaricomycetes; Polyporales; Laetiporaceae. The transcript is spliced from 15 exons. The record is from RefSeq and is a predicted model, not a curated record.
GGCAAGCGGAAAGGCGGCUCAAGCCGGGUUGGUAAGGUCAUGCAGGAUUACACGUUGACUGGCUGUCCCUGUACCGUGUCCAAUUGUUCGACCAUCACAGGACGAAGCACGAAUAGCCACGCAAUUCCAUGCCUCAUUGGAUUAUCGCGACUGCUUCCAUACCUCUAACUCAAUUGUUUGUUGGCGACAUGCACGAGGAAAACAUGAACAUACUGACUCAGGUGUUUCAGAGGGGAUAUAGACCGCAAUGUUUGAUACUUUCUAUGUCAUUAUAUUGUCUUGCGCGAGCAUCCCCAGCAUUCACUCUCCUACCUUGUUCCAAUGGUCUGGCCCAGCCUCAGAAGUCUGUCUCCCGGUAUUUACACCAUAACUAACCUCGCCUGCUACAACCGAGCAAACCUUCCGAAUGACGAUGAAAAAGCCAGCGUGACUUGCAAGAUCCCCAGAAGGACUAUGGACGCGGAGCAGUGGGAAAUCCAACCCUCGGAAUCACAGAACGGCGGACGCUAUACAAUUAGGAACGUGAAGUAUAAUCAAUAUGCCUCAUUUGAGAUGAAUCCAGAGGUCGCUUCGCCUGUGUUUGGAAGCCGAGGGGAGGGCUGGUGGGUCGUUACCGAGAUGGACUCCAAUCAAUAUGGCGAGGAUACAUACAGUAUCGUCUGUUACCAUCACUCUGGUCUAUCCUGGACGCUUCCAGAUGAAGGAGACAAUACACCCAUUGAACUUCAUCCUUUUGCACGAGAUCGUCGCUCCCUAUGGAAGAUCGCGCCGUACCCUCCUCUGCCAAAACGACCAUUUCCCUUCACGGACAGGUCGAUUCUGUCGUUGCGCUCAGUCGAACAGACAGCGGACACACAGUACCUCCACGUGCAGUUUGAGUGGAUAGCACUGCCUCCAAACACCGUGCUAGAAUUCCCAGAGCCUCUCUUAAUCGUAUUUCACAGUGAAGUCAUUGCUGAAGUGCAAGUCGAAGGUGAAUUCAAAACAAAUGGCCACAUUCUUUUCGGUACUCUGAGGGCAGAUGACACAAACGCGUUCGCAUCGUUCGCAUCGACGGUUGUACGUGACGAUGAUGUGCAAGUCUCCUUGGAGAUCUACAAGUUCAAAUACUACGCAGAAGAAACUCCCGAAAGCUCUCCUGACCGACAAUAUACCUAUCGGCAUGCAUGGAAGAAGAACUUCACUUUUAAAGGUCUUCGUUCGUUCAGAGAAAGAGUGACGCUAUGUGAUUUCCGAAUCACGGGCAGUGCCGAUGACGAUCAUGGGCCGUACAUGAAGUCAAGAGUCACAGUGAACAUUGUCAAUGCCUCGGUGUUUACCACUAUGGCGACAAUUUCUGUUGGAGUGUACAUUGGUCAGACCAAGAUUGGCACAGGACACGCCAAGAAUCUACAACUCCUUCCUGACACGAACACGAUGAACGUCCAGUGGCAAUAUCGUCCUCUCAGUCCCGCCAACCAAGAGGUUCAGAACUUGAUGGACCAAUAUUUCACGACCUCGCGCGACCUGCCCAUCACGCUCAGCAUAGAGAGCAUGAGCGCCAACAUCUGCGGCAACCUUGUGAACCUUCCGCGCUUCGACGUCGACACACGCAUAUCGGGGAUAGGCAUGCAAUUCAUACACCACGUGGACAUCCACAUCAGCGCUGUUGCCGCAUUGUUACAGCGCCGGGUCUCGUUCUCGUUUGACAUCGAGAACCCCCUCGACGCGACCUUGGAGAUACGCGAUAUCGAGCUCGACUGCUUUGUCAAGGGCGCGCAUAUCGCCAGCGUGAAACAUCGUUUCUGGUCUCAGAAUAAAAAGGCGCGGAAUUUCAUCAUUCCGCCGAAGGAGAAGCAGACCAGUCCGCGGGUCCCGCAUGCAUGGCUUGUUGCAGACUUUGUGAAGACGAUCCAGCUAGCUUGCGGCGGCGAAGCAUUCCUGGAUGUCAAAGUCAAGUCUGCCACUCUGCGAAUCGACCGGUUCAUACUGCAGGGGCUUACGUACAACCUGCACGAUAUCGAAUUCAAACUGCAUUGGUUUCAUUGACGGCAAGAUUCGGAAGGCUGCGGUGAUUCAUAGUAUUGUAUGUGCUUUGGAUCACUCGCAAUAUCUACGUUCAGUUACGGCGGCGUACAAGACCGCUGGCUGCUUUCCGAAGUCAAAAAUUGGACAUUGCAUGUUCACACGGAAGUAACAGGGUAGAUAGACGUUAUAUAUGUAUGUACAUACGUUCAUCCCGUGCAUCGCAUGUCAAUCAUGCACAUAAUUGAAUAGACAUCGACGAUCGACCGUCACCAUUGCUCGCACUGCUGAAACGACCGCGUUUCGUCAGGAUCAAG